UUCUCACUGGGUUUUUAUGGUAGCAGUCAUGUGCCUAAGCCUAGUUGUCUAUACAACAAUUCUGUAGUGGCAUUGAGAGGUAAAAAAAUCAAAAAAAUCAAAAAAAAAAUCAGCAGUGCUGGUUGAAAGCUGUUAAGCCUGCACUUGCCUUCCUGUGACCCUGGGCUUGAGAAGCUCUUUCUGAUUGCAGCUUGUCCAUGUGACUUGGUUUCCGUUGCCUGCCUGCUUCCGUGAAUAGUAAAAAGAGGCAUCAGUGGUUCAGUGAGAGCGGAGCAAGACAGCUGAACUUCACACACCAGAACCACUCGCAACAGCGAGUCAACCAGCGAUAUGGUCAGGGGAUCAACCAUCAGUGGCUUGGGAAAUCUACACCUAACCACCAGCUAAAGAUGUUAAAAUGCCAGUCCACGGACUCACGCCCAUCCUGCUGUGCUUGUUGCCCUUCUGGAUUAUCCCCACACCAUCCUCGAGUCAUCCACAGCUCAGCCAGUGUCGUCUGAUCCAAAGAACGGCUCUGUGCAACAAUGCCAAGCUCAGCUCUGUGCCUACAGGAUUACCACGCAACAUAGAGGAGCUUCAGCUCAACUACAAUCACAUGCAAACACUACAGGACAACUCUCUGCUCCUUUACCCUUCACUGAACAGCCUGAGUUUAGCUUGUAACAAUUUGGAGAAAUUAGAAUCGAACACUUUUCAAGACUCUAAGUGGUUAGAAAGCCUCAAUUUGGCAAAUAACAAUCUUUAUUUGGGUUACCAAGAAACCAGCCAAGCAUUCAAGGAGCUAACUGGACUUAGAGGUCUGGAUCUUUCUGAGAAUAAACUUGACGAUGAAAUGGCCGCCACACUUCUACAAAAUCUGACCUCUGUAGAGUACCUCAAUCUUUCUGGAAACCUCUUGCAGAGACUGGAUGAGACCUCGUUCAGGGACCUUCACCAGCUCAAAGAGCUCGACCUGCAGAGGAACAUCAUAUUCGAGAUCGAUGGAGCCUUCGACAGCAAUCCCAAGCUCCAGCGGCUCAACUUGGCCUUCAACGAUCUUCCUUGCCUAACUGACUUCCACAUGACCCAGCUGGUGGUUCUCAAUGCCAGUCACAAUUUCAUCGACUGGUUCAUCUCCAGACAAGACCUUAAUGACACUUUCCAGCUAGAGACACUUGAUCUUUCAGAUAACACACUGCUCUUCUUCCCUUUCUUGCCCAACCACAGUCACCUACGUAACCUGUACCUGUCCCACAACAGCCUUAGGUUCUACGAGCGCUUAGCAGACAAUGCCACAUUCCCAAACUCCACGACAACUGUUGAGUUCUACAAUCUAAAGAAAUACAAAAGCAAUGUGACCACUCAGUUGUGGGAUGACGGUCUCCAUGGUGACAUCUCCUCUCUCGAGAUUUUGGAUCUAAGAGGAAACCAGGUGGAGUAUUUCCCCCAAGGAUUCAUCCAGAAAAUGCCUGCGCUCUCCAGGCUUCGAAUGUGCACAAACUGUCUGGAAUCCUUAAAUCUAACUUCUGAACAGUUCUCUGGCAGCUUGUACGAGCUGGAUGUCAGCAACAACAGGCUGAACCAGAUUGUAGCAGAUGAAGGAACACUGAGCACCCUUGGCAAUCUGACAUAUUUUAACCUGAGUCUGAAUGACCUUGCGUGGUUACCCUCGAGAUUGUUUUCCUCACUGCCAAGUCUCAGGUCAGUGGAUCUCAGCUAUAACAAAAUUGACAUUUGUCACCCUGAAGAAGCUGAGAUCAGUACAGAUACUGUCUCAGCUUGUGUGGAUUGGAGAAAUGCUGUGUCCCUUGGGCAGCUUUACCUUAAAGGAUGCAACAUUGAAUUAAUUCCAUCAUCUGCAUUCACAGGGUUGUCGUUGACGCAUUUGGAACUGUCCGAUAACACGGGACUCGUUGUCCAGCAAUCAAUACAAAGCCUCAGUGAAACUUUGCAGCAUCUUGGUUUGGGACACACUCACACACAGGACUUGGAUUUCUCCGGUUUCAAACGUCUGAAGUUUUUAAACAUUUCAAGGAACUCUCUUGCCCAUCUUCCCCCUUCACUCCUAAAUCUUGACCUGAAAGUGCUUGACUUGAGGGACAACAUACUGUCCACUAUCCCCCAAGGUCUGGCUAACGCAUUAGCUCCAAAACUUCACGUUGUUUUCCUCACAGGAAAUCCGUUCAACUGCUGCCAAACAGAAUGGUUCAGGACCUUUGAAACAACAAAGACCAUCAAUAUGGUUGGACAAUCAGACAUAGAAUGUGAAGAUCCCGUCCGAACACAGAGACUGCUACACUUAGAUUCAUCUGUGUGUUUAGACAAAAGUGGGGAAUCUAUAUUCUGGUACAUUCUGCUUUUUGUACCCAUAUGUAUUUCAUUUAUGGGCAUUUCAGUCAUUGUUUUUCUCACAUUUAAGCCCACAAUCCUACAAAAAUCUAUCAAAAAGAAGUGUCUGAAGCCUACAUCUUACUGAUACUUUAAGAACCAAAAACAAACCUGUAGUCUCAAUAGUAUCUUAUUGAGCAAUGUGACUGAAUGUAUUUUGGUAAUAAAUUGAAUUCUUUGUAAAAGUGUCUCCAUCAACUGAGGAGAAAUUGUAAAAAGUGUGUAAACAACAUGGUUGGUGAGGUUUUUAAAUUGCUGUGGUUUGCUCAUCGAAGUGCGGUGUGGGUUCUAAUCCUGAGAUCCUUAUGAAAACUGUGUGUGUGUGUGUGUGUGUGUGUGUGUGUCAACAUAUGCAGAAGUAAUGUGAUGCAAGCUGUUGCUAUAAGCAGCAGAGGAAACAUGAAAUUUCCUGUUUUGCUAAGAUGUGCAGCAACUGCCCAGUUCUGUCUCUCGAGGAGGAGGGGUUUGAGAUUUCCCUUCCAUCUGUGACAUUCAGAUAUAACAUCGAUAUGAAAUUUCAAGGUGUCAGUACUCCUGGGUAGUUAGUUUGGAUCCAUAUAUUGAUGCUUGAUAGUCUACUCAGUGCCCUUAUAGGCCACCAAGUUUUAAGAAAUAUGUUCAAAGACUGACAUAGGCAUCAAACAGAGGACAAUAUCAGCAGUUUGUUGUAUAUGGCUUAAUGACAAUGCCUGGUUCUCCCUUAAAGUACGUGUGUGUGUGUGUGUGUGUGUGUGUGUAGUUGUUAAGAAGAUAGAGGUCUGAUUUGUAUAAAGUUGUGCAGGGUGCAGGAGGCUUAACCAGAAAGUAACCAAAAUACCGCUGCGGUGAUGCUCAGGGUCAUGGUGGUUGGAACGUAAAAAAAAAAGAGAAACUGGAGCGCAGCCUCACUUUUUAACAUAUCUUUUACAUAUCACACUCAGUCAAAGGGUCAAAAUAGAUUAGAGUGGGUCUUUGUUGUUUUUGUGCAGGCCAGGGAGACAACAAACAAAUUCAAAAAGGAGAAACAAGGCAGCAUUUUCUAAAAACCACUAACCACUAUUCACUUAUCAACAAGCAAAGUGAAGCGUGACUGUGCACACAUCCUGCCCCUCUGGAUGCACUGUGAAUCUUAAAAUGAGUGUAAGGCUACUUUGAAGCAAAACUACUUGUCGAUGUUAAACUGAGGAAGCACUGCAAUCAAGAGGUGGACCUGGAGUGGAGAAGUGCUGCUGCUACUAGCCCAACAAAACACAUUCAACAGCCAAAUCUCAGUGGGAAAGAGUGUUGCAGCCAAGAAAUCAUCAUUUGCAGAAAGCAUUUUGACAAUGGUGACAAAUUGUUGACCAAGGGGAAUUUCAUUAGAUUACUCAACUGUAUUAGGUCAGGAGUCAGCAGAGAGCUAUAUGAAAUAUAGGGCAUUCACACAACACGGCAACCAAACUUUGUACAAAAUUGAAUUUAACACAGUGGGUGAAUACACUAGAUGCAAUUGAAGUAAAACAGGUCACCACAUAUAUACUUUGCGUGCAUUAUAUUGCUGCCCUUUCAAGUUAGCAGCGUGCAUUCACAGCACAGCAAACCUGCCAAACACACAGUGCUGCAGCCGACUUGUCUUAGUUAAGCAGUUUAGCUGUGGUUAUAGGGCCAAAUGUACAACCACAAUACUCGCUAUCAGGAGUGUGGAGAAGUCACAUAUGGCCUAAAGUGGUCAAAUGAGAUUCAUUCGUGUACAUGUGUGAGCUGCAUAUAGUAUAUGUGGAUACAUUACAUUAGAAGUUGUCAGUGUCACGUGCACAUUAUGGGAAUGACUCUCGUGUCGGACGCGAUGUCUGCAGAGUCAGUUGAUUACGAGCUGAAUAUUGUGAUUCAGCGGAUCAUCUUGAGUGAGUCGGUUUGCCUCGGUGCAGUGUGGACUGCACAAAAACAGAUAUAUGACAUGGAUUGUGUACGUUCUCAGCCGGACGUGCACACAGCGUCAUGGUUUCUGACUUGACAGGUAGAAGUGGAGCUGCCGGAAUUGAAACUUUCUGUUGAGACCAUCCUCGGCAGGUGAAUGGGAACCCUGUGUCGAGUGAGGCCUCAGACGGCAGAUGUCAACAAGCAUUUUCUGUGCAACAUUUCUGUGUGAGAAAAUAAGGACAGAUGAAAGAGGAAGUGUUUGUCAUCCGAUGUGUGACUUGGUGAAGGCUUUACUUUAUCUGACUGGGUGGGGUUAGGUCCGGAGAGAUAACGACUAAGUGUCAGGACACUGUUCAGCUGUGGUCUCAUGACGACUGAAGUUUGAUCUCUCACUCUCUUUCUAGGUUUCAGACUUAAUAUGAAUAAAUUAAAUUAAAAAAAUUAUUAAAUUAUUUCACAAGCUGUUAAGGUCAAAGGUGAGCUCUGAAUGUCUCUGACGUUUCCCUCAUGUGCUCGUGCUGGAAAAAUGAAAAGUUGACAUGCAGCUUCUCAGCGAGGCAGCACUUUGCAAAGCUCUACUUCCUCUUAACGCUUCCCGCAUUCAUGACAGGCGAGGCCGGGGCGUUCGGCACUGGACUUCCUGAUUAGCCAGGAAGCGCUUCACAACAGUUGUUACAUUUCUCAAUAAAAGUCAAUACUGAGAUCUUACUGAAGGUCGUAACAGCUCAUUGUAUGAGGCUGUGGUCAGAGAGGGGGCCUCGUGGCACAUGAGCUCAGGCAAACAAAAUAUUAUUGCAUAUACAUCUAAACAGUGCAGUACCCUUUAAAAUUAGGACAUUUGAUCAAAGUGGGUCAGUGAUAUUUUAAAGACAUUUGUUUUUGGUCCACAGCUGCUCAAACUGCAGCACAGGGCUCCUGCGGAAGCUGUGAUAAGUCACAGGGGAACAGAGUCGGGUCCUAAAGUAAUACUAUUUGUCAUGAUAGUAGACUUUACUGUAUGUAGCAUUCUCUGACAUGUCUUUAUACAGUAUUUAGGAGGAAAAAAAAGGGUUGUGGAUUGUUUGGGCAUGGAGCACGGCAGUGCUUGUGUUAAUUGAACUCGUCCCCGAGUCUCGUCUGUUCAAAGUAUUUACAUCACUGACACUUAAUCCAAAAAAUUAGUUUUAAAUCUUGGUAUUUUGGACACCAGAUGUGUGCCCUCUAUCUAAAUACAUAAGGUCUGUCAUGUUUUGUAAUUUAAUUAUUUUAUCUUUUCAUUUGUUUCUUUCAUUUUUUCGUGGUUUUGGUCUUGAGAACUGCUCAUGCUCUAGAAACAUGUGAAAGUAUCAUCAUCACUUUUCAGUGUCUGUCUCACACGAUUCUGCCAAAUUACUUUGUCUUGUAUGAAUCUCUCUGGUAUGAACCAGCAAAGACUCCAUGUGAAUGUCACAGUAGAGACACACUGAUCAUGAUGCCUGUUCUGCCCUCCAGUGGUUCAGACAGGAAAACUCAAGGGGAUGCAUUGAAACUCCAUAUGCAUCGACACAAACAAAUUGUGAUAAAAGUGAUAUUGUUUUUUUUAUUUAAAUUCACCAUACUGCAUAUUUAUUUUACAUUAUAUGCUUAUCAGUUCCACACAAAACAAAAAGCAGCUGUAUAGCAAUUACUUAAAUCUCCCAGAAUGUAACAGGAUUCUUUCUUUCUUUUUUUAAAUCAUAGACUGCAUAUAAAAACUGCUUGACAUGGAGGUUUGGGGGAAACUGAUGAAAUGAUAUACGAUGAUGACAGUCUAAGUCUUUUGGGCCUUUUCUUAAUUUAGAGUAAACACUACGUCGAACAAAACCUGAGGCAGUGAACAUAUCACAAAUUGUGUAUUUAUGUAAUAGCUGAUAAACGUCCAAAAGAAAUGUUGAAAUGCUGGUUUCCAGAUACUAAGAACGGAGACUUGGCUGAGUCUCAAUACUGUUGGUGUGGCUGCAAAUAGCAAAGACCGAUUGACUGUGACAUGCACUUAAUAUCAUGUUUGACAUGUGACUUUCAUAACUGUGUGUUGGCUACUGGAACAGUGUAUGACUCACUGUACAGUAAGGCUCCAAGUGAAUAAAGCUGACAAACAACACAUACGAUAAUGUAAAAAAAGAAAAACAAAAUCAUACGUAGGAUAACCAUAAGAGCCACUGCACCAUGCAAUUAUCAAUAAUAAGACUUUAAAAACAAUACACAUCACACUAUACUUCAAACUGAUGAGCAUUUUUUGCCAUUACAAUUUACCUACUGUUCCACUACUUGGAAAAAAAGAACAUCAUAUAUAUUUUGUAAACAAAAACAUUUUUUAAAAGUUACAGUUUGGGAGAUGCUCUGGUACAUAUUGAAGACUGCAUGGCAUCGAACACAAAGGCAUGGAAGCAGGUUUUUUUU
Scophthalmus maximus (turbot) is the source of this 6642-nucleotide messenger RNA. RefSeq names its product negative regulator of reactive oxygen species (gene nrros). Gene Ontology annotation, molecular function: protein binding. The transcript is spliced from 3 exons. The record is from RefSeq and is a predicted model, not a curated record. Lineage: Eukaryota; Metazoa; Chordata; Actinopteri; Pleuronectiformes; Scophthalmidae. Bases 398 to 2455 code for a protein of 685 amino acids.